Emiliania huxleyi CCMP1516 is the source of this 721-nucleotide messenger RNA. Its product is annotated as uracil phosphoribosyltransferase. The transcript has a single exon. The record is from RefSeq and is a predicted model, not a curated record. Lineage: Eukaryota; Haptophyta; Isochrysidales; Noelaerhabdaceae. Bases 17 to 664 code for a protein of 215 amino acids.
CGUACGGGCCGUAAAAAUGGCCGACACGCCCAAUGUCACCGUGCUCCGCGAGACGAAGCUCACCCGCGCGCUCCACACGGCCAUCCGCGAUAAGGCAGCGUCGCGCCACCAGUUUGUCACCGCGUCAAACCGCCUCACGCGCCUUCUCAUUGAGGAGGCGCUUGCGCUGCUGCCGUCGGAGGAGGUGACGGUCGAGACGCCAUGUGGCCCAUACGCGGGCUGCAGGCUUCCCGACGAGGAGCGCAUCUGCGCGGUCUCGAUCCUCCGCGCCGCCGACUGCAUGCUCGGCGAGGUGCGCGCGAUGAUGCCCUCGGUCGCGGUGGGAAAGAUCCUGAUCCAGCGCGACGAGGAGACGGCUCUGCCGCAGCUGCUGUACUCGAAGCUGCCGCCCGAUAUCGCGGCGCGGCCCGUGCUGCUGCUCGACCCGAUGCUCGCGACGGGCGGCUCCGCCGUCGCCGCGUGCAGGCUGCUCGCCGAGGCGGGCGUGCCACCGGAGAGCAUAAUCUUUGUCAACGUCCUCUGCGUCAAGGAGGGACUGCAGGCGAUGGCGAGCGCCUUCCCGGCGGUGCGGGUGGUCACCGGCGCCAUCGACCCCGUCCUCAACGGGUCAAAGUACAUCGUCCCCGGGCUGGGCGACUUUGGCGACAGAUACUUUGGCACCUGAUGAGAGAGAGGCGGGGAGGGCGCUAUGGAUGGAGGUGAUAUAGACAGAUAGGGGACG